Molecule: messenger RNA, 1024 nt
Organism: Orycteropus afer afer
Lineage: Eukaryota; Metazoa; Chordata; Mammalia; Tubulidentata; Orycteropodidae
Gene: YJU2
Product: YJU2 splicing factor homolog
Biological process (GO): mRNA splicing, via spliceosome
Cellular component (GO): U2-type catalytic step 1 spliceosome
Source: RefSeq, a predicted model, not a curated record
UAAAAACCGAGCCUAACCUGUUUUGUGGUGCUUGUGAGAAGAGUAGGAGGCCGAGAUGUCGGAGCGAAAAGUUUUAAACAAAUACUACCCACCAGAUUUUGACCCCUCGAAGAUCCCCAAGCUCAAGCUCCCCAAAGACCGGCAGUAUGUGGUACGGCUGAUGGCCCCCUUCAACAUGAGGUGUAAGACAUGCGGAGAGUACAUCUACAAGGGUAAGAAGUUCAACGCGCGCAAAGAGACGGUGCAGAAUGAGGUCUACCUGGGCCUGCCCAUCUUCCGCUUCUACAUCAAGUGUACGCGCUGCCUGGCGGAAAUCACCUUCAAGACAGACCCCGAAAACACGGACUACACGAUGGAGCACGGGGCCACGCGGAACUUCCAGGCUGAGAAGCUCCUGGAGGAGGAGGAGAAGAGGGUACAGAAGGAGCGGGAGGAUGAGGAGCUGAACAACCCCAUGAAGGUGCUGGAGAACCGCACCAAGGACUCCAAGCUGGAGAUGGAGGUGCUGGAGAACCUGCAGGAGCUCAAGGACCUGAACCAGCGGCAGGCCCACGUGGACUUCGAGGCCAUGCUGCGGCAGCACCGGCUGUCUGAGGAGGAGCGGCAGCAGCAGGAGCAGGAGGAGGACGAGAGGGAGACAGCGGCCUUGGUGGAGGAAGCCAGGAACCAGCGACUGCUUGAGGACUCUGACUCAGAGGACGACACUGCUCCUGCCCCAUCUCGGCCGGCCACCCGGCCCAACCCCACUGACAUCCUGGAGGAGGCCCCAAAGGCCAAAAGAAAGGUGGAGAGCUGGGAGCGAAGUAUUGGCACCCUUGGCAACAGGACCCAGCUGUCCGGCCUGGUGGUGGUACGGAAGACAGAUCUGGACCGUGGCAGCCAGCCGGGCCAGAAGGCGCCUGGCCCAGCCCCCCCACACAACCGUUGGAAGGCGGCUGACCCUGUGCCCCGGGUGCCUGGUGCCUCCUCCCUGAGCCAGCUGGGCGCGUACUCCGACAGUGAGGACAGCAGCGGCAGCAACUGA